AUGGCAUUGCAUUGCAUGUUGGUUGGGUCCCAUGGACAGAUGCUUGCAAAGCGGCCUAGACCUAACGGGUUGUCCUGUGGCGGCAUGUCACCUAUAGUACCAAAUAGGGAUUCAUUAUUAGGGUUUCAUCUGGAUCGGUUAAUUGGUUAUCUAGGUUUGCGGUCGAAUUUCCAAAUAAUUCUGGAAGUCAUUGUCAGCCAUACCUUUAAAGCUGCAAGUAGUUGGGUUUACGACGUUGAACCAACUGAAAGUGCAAUGUUGAAUGGAGGAAAACCUGGUUAUCAUAUGAGUCAAGGAAUAGGUGCUGGUAUUGUGCCGCGUGUUUUGGAUGUUGUCAUGCUUAGAGAAGUUGUAUCAAAUGAGGAAGCUAUAGAAACUACUAGGCUGCUUGCAUUGAAGGAGGGUGUGCUGGUGGGGAUAUCAUCUAGUGCUGUGACUGCUCCUGCUAUAAAGUUUGCAAAGAGACCAAAAAAUGCUGGGAGACUCAUUGUGAUUUUAAAUGUUGAGAAACUAAAUUUAUCAAGGUCUUAUUAA
Molecule: messenger RNA, 534 nt
Organism: Mercurialis annua (annual mercury)
Lineage: Eukaryota; Viridiplantae; Streptophyta; Magnoliopsida; Malpighiales; Euphorbiaceae
Product: cysteine synthase-like
Exons: 8
Coding region: 1-534 (177 amino acids)
Cellular component (GO): cytoplasm
Molecular function (GO): cysteine synthase activity
Source: RefSeq, a predicted model, not a curated record